CAAACAAGCAAACAUGUACACAAAGGUCGUAAUCUUCAUGUGCGCCGCGGGCAUCGCCUCCGCUGGCAACCUUCUCCACGCCGCACCAGUCGCGUACAGCUCUCCAGUGUCCUCCGUAUCUUACUCCUCUCAAACUACUGCUCACGCUGCACCGCUGGCGUACGCCGCCGCUCCUGUUGUCACCAAAACACUCUCUCCAGCUGUAUCCUAUCAAACUAUCUCUACACACUCCUCCCCUGCCGUCGCUACUUACUCCGCACCCGCCGUGGCUGCUUACUCUACACCCUACGUGACUAAGACCAUCGCCGCACCCUCAGUCUACGCCUCCGCACCUGUAUCUUACUCUUCCGUGGCUCACCCAGCCGUGUCAUACUCAUCAGUUGCCCACGCUGGUCCAGUAGCCACUUACGCUGCCGCUCCCGCCUACACUACUUACGCUGCGGCUGCUCCCGCUUACUCCACGUACGCCGCCGCACCCUUAGUGAAGUCUGCCAUCACUUACUCCGCCGCACCCGCGGUCUCUCACGUCUCUUAUUCCGGCUUAGGCGCUUCCUAUGGAUGCAUCUGCUCUUCAAUCGAAAUUCAUUCCAACCACAACAACAAACGAGCAAACAUGUACACAAAGGUCGUAAUCUUCAUGUGCGCCGCGGGCAUCGCCUCCGCUGGUAACCUUCUCCACGCCGCGCCAGUCGCGUACAGCUCUCCAGUGUCCUCCGUCUCUUACUCCUCUCAAACUACUGCUCACGCUGCACCGCUGGCGUACGCCGCCGCUCCCGUUGUCACCAAAACACUCUCCCCAGCUGUGUCCUACCAAACUAUCUCUACACACUCCUCCCCUGCCGUCGCUACUUACUCCGCACCCGCCGUGGCUGCUUACUCUACACCCUACGUGACUAAGACCAUCGCCGCACCCUCUGUCUACGCCUCCGCACCUGUAUCUUACUCUUCCGUGGCUCACCCAGCCGUGUCAUACUCAUCAGUUGCCCACGCUGCUCCAGUAGCCACUUACGCUGCCGCUCCCGCCUACACUACUUACGCUGCGGCUGCUCCCGCUUACUCCACGUACGCCGCCGCACCCUUAGUGAAGUCUGCCAUCACUUACUCCGCCGCACCCGCGGUCUCUCACGUCUCUUAUUCCGGCUUAGGCGCUACUUACGGAUGCACUGGUGAUAAAAAAUAUCCGGCUGAGUUUGAAGAAGGCUCUUGGAGAAUCGUAGUAGAACUGUACAACUACACUACACAACUGUACAAAAUUACUGGUGUAGCUCAUAGACUUGCUCGAACAAAUAUAGCUCGAGAGAUCGAUGGAGCAAACAUGUACACAAAGGUCGUAAUCUUCAUGUGCGCCGCGGGCAUCGCCUCCGCUGGCAACCUCCUACACGCUGCGCCAGUCGCGUACAGCUCUCCUGUGUCUUCCGUGUCAUACUCCUCCCAGACUACUGCUCACGCUGCGCCGCUUGCGUACGCUGCCGCUCCCGUUGUCACCAAAACACUGUCUCCAGCCGUAUCCUACCAAACCAUCUCUACCCACUCCUCCCCCGCCGUCGCUGCGUACUCCGCACCAGCCGUCGCUGCUUACUCUACACCCUACGUGACUAAGACCGUCGCCGCACCCUCAGUCUACGCCUCCGGGCCUGUCUCUUACUCGUCCGUGGCUCAUCCGGCCGUGUCAUACUCAUCAGUCGCCCACGCCGGUCCAGUAGCCACUUACGCUGCCGCUCCCGCCUACACUACUUACGCUGCGGCUGCUCCCGCCUACACUAGUUAUGCUGCGGCUGCUCCCGCUUACUCCACGUAUGCCGCCGCACCCAUAGUGAAGUCUGCUAUAACUUACUCAGCCGCACCCGCAGUCUCUCACGUCUCUUAUUCCGGCUUAGGCGCCACCUACGGAUGGUAA
Molecule: messenger RNA, 1897 nt
Organism: Pararge aegeria (speckled wood butterfly)
Lineage: Eukaryota; Metazoa; Arthropoda; Insecta; Lepidoptera; Nymphalidae
Product: RNA-binding protein 14-like
Exons: 8
Coding region: 14-1897 (627 amino acids)
Source: RefSeq, a predicted model, not a curated record